This is a messenger RNA of Anguilla anguilla (European eel), 4034 nucleotides long. RefSeq names its product acetyl-coenzyme A synthetase, cytoplasmic-like. Gene Ontology annotation, molecular function: acetyl-CoA synthetase activity; AMP binding. Gene Ontology annotation, cellular component: cytoplasm. The record is from RefSeq and is a predicted model, not a curated record. NCBI's taxonomy places the organism in Eukaryota, Metazoa, Chordata, Actinopteri, Anguilliformes, Anguillidae. Bases 899 to 2986 code for a protein of 695 amino acids. The transcript is spliced from 19 exons.
CCCUCCGACUAGUCCCUUGUCCUCACGCGCCGAGCUGUUCUCCUGCUGCUCUCGCUAGUCUUCGGAAAUGCGCAGAAGAGGGGGAAUUCGAGAAUGAGCGACAAACAGUAAAGAUUUUCAGCACAACGAGGCGAACUGCGCGGCUGUUACUAUCGCUGUUCCUUUAAAUAUGCAGUUUUGGCUUAUUGCAUAUGCAUGCGCGUCUUUAUCUUUGAAAUUAGCUACAGAGUAGCUCUGGAAAAUAACCUUUGAACAGUGACAACAACGGCCCGCUCGUCCCCAGUUUAAACACUGAACCGUGGGUGUACCGUAUGGUGAUUUGAAUGAAUUGAUAGCCUCUGAGUUAUACGCCUAAAGCCUUUGUGUCGUAGACAAGUAGUCUAUUAUAAUUGCCUGGCUUUCGUUUAGCAGAUAUUUUGAAAAGAGAGAAUACUUCACUGUGCCAGAGUAGAAUAAUUUUCUGGGGAUGUGCUAGCCAGUGUUUUUCAGUGUUGUGAGUUUAUCAAGUUGCUAGCCAGGCUACCAAGAGCAGACGUUAGUUGCGAGGUGACUCCACUUCCGCGGUUCUGUCCUGACCUGACAUUGACAGGCUCGUGUACCCUUUUCUGUUGAUUGGAGCACCUUGCAGUAAGCGCAUGGUACAAUAGUGAGGCUUGAUGCUAUACAGCGCUGAUACAUUAUCGUCAGAAAGCUAAACAGGCAGAACAUUACAUGUACACCGAAAGGCUACAGGUAAUUUAGUUUGAAUAUUAGCAUUGUGGAGUUUGCUGUAUAGUUUAAUAUAAUUUGGAUAAAAGCUUUAUUUUGCUCAGUUUUGCGGCAGAUAUAUUAGACCCAUUUUAAACACCCUUUCACAACCUUAUUAUCCGUAACCUGGCAGUAUCAUAGCGGGUGCAAAAUGAUCCCUGACAAAGUACCACACGACGAUGUUUAUCGGGCACCUCAAGAACUGGUAAAACGCGCUCAUGUACCCAACUUUGACAAGUACAAAGAGCUCUACCUGAAGUCAAUUCAGAAUCCAGAUGAUUUUUGGGGCAAAAUUGCGGAAGAUUUUUUCUGGAAGACUCCGCCCACUGGGAAGUUCCUGGACUAUAACUUUGAUGUGACAAAGGGAAAGAUCUAUGUCAAGUGCAUGGAAGGAGCCACCACCAACAUCUGCUACAACGUCCUGGACCGCAACGUCCACGAACGCAGCCUGGGGGAUAAAGUGGCCUUCUACUGGGAGGGGAAUGAGCCAGGGGACGAGCUGACUGUCACCUACAGUGAGCUGCUGCAGCAGGUGUGCAGGUUCGCCAACGUCCUCAAGUCCCUGGGGGUGAAGAAGGGUGACCGUGUCUCCAUUUACAUGCCAAUGGUGGUGGAGCUGGUAGUGGCCAUGCUGGCAUGCGCUCGGAUUGGGGCAGUCCACUCCAUUGUGUUUGCAGGAUUUUCAGCAGAAUCUCUGUUCGACAGGAUCAUGGACUCACAGUGUUGCAUCCUAAUCACUGCCGAUGGAUUUUACAGAGGAGACAAGCUGGUCAGCCUGAAGGUGAUUGCUGAUGAUGCUCUUCAGAAGUGCACGGACAUGGGUGUGUCGGUUCAGAAGUGCAUUGUGCUGAAGCACCUGUCUAAAGAAGAGCCCGGCUCCCAGUCUCCACCUGCCAAACGGCCCUGCCCUGACCUGCAGCAGGAGAGACCCAGAGAAAAUGUAAGGAAAACCCACCCCAAGCCCCAGGUGCCCUGGAACCCGGAGGUGGACCUGUGCUGGCACACGCUGGUGGGCGGGGCCUCAGACGAGUGUGAGCCAGAGUGGUGUGAGUCUGAGGACCCUCUGUUCAUCCUCUACACCAGCGGCUCCACCGGAAAACCCAAGGGUGUUCUGCACACUGUCAGUGGCUACAUGCUGUACACAGCCACUACCUUCAAGCUGGUGUUUGACUACCAGUCUGACGACGUGUACUGGUGCACAGCUGACAUUGGCUGGAUAACAGGCCACUCCUACAUCACCUAUGGGCCAAUGGCCAAUGGGGCUACUAGCGUGCUGUUUGAGGGCCUGCCCACAUACCCAGACAUGAGCCGCAUGUGGGAGGUGGUGGAUAAGUACCAGGUGACCAAGUUCUACACUGCGCCCACGGCCAUCCGCCUGCUGAUGAAGUACGGCAGCGCUCCAGUGCAGAAAUACAAGCGGGACUCCCUGAAGGUGCUGGGUACAGUUGGAGAGCCCAUAAACCCCGAGGCCUGGCUGUGGUACUACAGUGUGGUUGGGGAGAAGAGGUGCCCGGUGGUGGACACCUUCUGGCAGACUGAGACGGGGGGGCAUGUGCUGACCCCCUUGCCCGCUGCCACACCCCUGAAGCCAGGAUCGGCUACGUUUCCUUUCUUCGGGGUUGUUCCCGCCAUCUUGAAUGAAUCAGGGGAGGAGCUGGAAGGACCAAGCGACGGUUACCUGGUGUUCAAACAGGCCUGGCCGGGCAUCAUGAGGACUGUCUAUGGAAACCAGCAGAGGUUCGAGGCCACAUACUUCCAGAAGUUUCCUGGAUACUAUGUCACAGGAGAUGGUUGCAGACGGGAUAAAGAUGGAUACUUCUGGAUUACUGGCAGAAUAGAUGACAUGCUGAACGUCUCAGGGCACCUGUUGAGCACGGCGGAGGUGGAGUCUGCGCUGGUGGAGCACCCUGCCGUGUCGGAGGCUGCAGUGGUGGGCCGACCACACCCGGUGAAGGGGGAGAGCCUGUACUGCUUCGUCACACUCAGAGAUGGGGUUUCCUACACAUCUGUCCUGGAGACAGAGCUCAAGCAGCAGGUGCGAGAGAAGAUUGGGGCCAUCGCCACCCCGGAUUACAUGCAGAACGCUCCCGGACUCCCCAAAACAAGAUCUGGGAAGAUAAUGCGCCGUGUCCUUCGCAAGAUUGCACAGAAUGAGCGGGACCUGGGGGACGUGUCCACACUGGCUGACAGCUCUGUCAUCGAGCAGCUCUUCAACAACCGCUGCCCCACUGCUGUGUGACCUUAGGCCAGGGGGCGGGGAUGCGAAAAAGAUGUAUAAAUAGUGUUUGGAUCAGGGAUAUGGGGGGUGAAGAGUGGCAUGGGGGGAAUUAAAGGAAAUCAAAGACCCUAUGAAUUAUGUUUCUCACAAAUCCUGGAUCCCUGGUACAUUUAUGUAUAUUGUAUAUAGAUUUAACUUUUUUUAAAGAAAAAUUGUUCCUGGCAUUUAUACUUUUAUUUUUUAGCCUGGUAGAAUUUCUUUUGCCAAAGUGUCCUCUCUGUAUCUGACUGGGAGUUUGGGAUGAGUGUGUCCUCGAUAACACACAGACAUGUUUUUUUUAUUCGUGUCUGCAGGUUAGCCUUAGGCCUACUUGCAUUUUGUGUUUUGAUUGUUUUGGCUGGAGAUACUGGAGCCUUUGAUGCAAGUGUAUCCAUGUGUUUCUCAGUGGCUUCUUGGCUGCCUUUUUUGGCCUCUUUUGAUCUCAGUAGUUUUCAAUUUUUUUUCUCAAAGCUGAUCACUGUUCCGUAAAAUAUUCUGCCUCACAGGGAUCACUGGAUACGGUAGAUAUGUUUGUGUACAUCCUUGUGUGUGUGUGUGUGUGCUUGUGUGUGCGCGUGUGCUGUCUGCUACUGUGUGGUAUUAUGUGAGUAUUCAAUCACAAAUCACAGUACUGGAACCUUUUUUUUAAAAAAUUUUUUAGCUGGGAUCUGAUCUGAGGUCAAUUCAAAUUGGUGGCUCAUCGUCAGUGGCCCACUUAUUCUGUGGUACUGUAUUGGUGUUUUAUGUUUGAAUGGACAAGUUUGUCGAAAUAUAAAUUAGUGACAGCUCAAGAUUUCAAGAUUUAUUUGCUUGUGGUUGCUCCAUUUCAAUUUGUGGUUUUUAGAGGUCCAGGAGAAUGUCCUGUUCAUUGUAUGGGAUUUUCAGAGCUUAUCAUGAGCUCUGUGAUACGCUGUCUAUUUUCUUUCAAAAACAUUAUAUAUGUAUUCUGUUAUAUAACCCACUCUGUGUUUUGACUGAACAACCAGACUAAAAAAACUGAAUAAAAUCAUGAGUUUCAACUUUUAGUUUA